AUUGCCAUUCACUUUCUACACUGACAUGUGAGCAUUUCAGAUUGGUUACAACUUUUAUGAUGCCACAAAUUGCAAUUAAACCAAAUGAAUCCACAAUAAGAGUGCCGUUCGAGACGCCACGGUUGGCCGAGAUCGCCUACAAAGUGCUCAGUGUCGACCAGGAGCCGCGCCGGAAUUUCGUGCAGAAAACUUUGAGCCUGGAUGAGGAUGUCCUGGUUGUGCGUUUCCAGGCGGAUCAAGUGAAAAGCCUACGCACCGCCAUCACCUCCUUCUUCGAGGGCCUGCUCCUCUGUCAGGACACCAUCAAGCAGUUCGCAGACACUACGGAAGAUAAACUAAUCCCCGAGAGCAACGACAAUGCCGGAACACACUCCGGCUCCGACUCCGCAUAGGGCGGUCUAUGGUUUCGCCUUCUAUAUGCUGUUCACCGUCCUCUUCCUGGUCUACGUGAGUUGGGCCCUGCUGCCAGUGGAGUUUGGUCUGCACUCGUAUUUGCCGGACAAGUAUUUCGCAGUAUUUGUGCCCUUUCUGGUGCUGGUAUUCGCCUGGUUCUUUGCCUUUCUCAUCUACCCAGCCA
Molecule: messenger RNA, 577 nt
Organism: Drosophila erecta
Lineage: Eukaryota; Metazoa; Arthropoda; Insecta; Diptera; Drosophilidae
Gene: Tcs6
Exons: 2
Coding region: 57-392 (111 amino acids)
Cellular component (GO): EKC/KEOPS complex
Source: RefSeq, a predicted model, not a curated record